Cylicocyclus nassatus is the source of this 1173-nucleotide messenger RNA. The record is from the annotation of a GenBank genome assembly. NCBI's taxonomy places the organism in Eukaryota, Metazoa, Nematoda, Chromadorea, Rhabditida, Strongylidae.
AUGUCGAAGGUUGCGAAGAAAAAAGGUCGUCAUCGAAAAAAGGCUUUUCUGCAAGAGACAGUAGAGCAAGAGGAAGAUGUGCCAAAAUCGCCAAUCGCACAAAAAGGCGGAAAAUCACCAAACCGAAAAAAGCGACAACCUCCGCCCGAAAUUGCAGAAGGCUUGGACAAAUUUUUUGAUUACAUUUCCGAAUUAGGUGUAGGUGGAAUCAAAAAGUUAUACAACGAGACUCUCUCUGCAUACCGUGCCCCAGACAACUUGUAUAAAUAUGCGGAGUUCGAAAAGAACAAAGAUAAAAAUCGUUUUUUGGACGUUGUUUGCCUCGAUCACUCACGUGUUGUUCUCACCUUGGACGUUCCACCAUGCACAAAUUAUAUCCAUGCUAACUGGGUGCGAUUUGAUAAACAUGAUCGAGUGUUUAUCGCCACACAGGCACCAUUGGAAAAUACGAGAGAAGACUUCUGGAGGAUGGUUUUCCAGGAACAAUGCAGCUCCAUUAUCAAUCUUACAAGUGAAAUUGAUGACACCGAUAGAAUGGUGCGCUACUUUCCUGCUAAACCGGGAGAUUUUACCAACUAUGGUAAAAUGUUUGUUAAUACAAAGAAGGUAGAGGACGAGAAUAAAUUUCUUGUUUAUACUGUAGAAGUUUUACCAGACGGUUGUUCUAACAGUCACCUGCUAAACCUUAUUAAACCAAAAGACGACAGUGGAAAGCCCUCGACAACUAUGAUCUUGCGCAUGUUGCGUAUAGUCGCAUCGUCUGAAAAGAUGACAAAUGGACCAGUUGUGGUACAUUGCGUUUCUGGAGUGGGCAGAGCAGGCACCGUUAUACUCAUAGAUGUCAUACUUCAACGUUUAUUCACCAAUCAACUUCCCGUUGAUCUCGCAGAGAUAUUCCGUCUGCUCAGAAAUCAGCGAGCAUCAUGCCUGCAAAGAGAAGCGCAAUUUUUGUUUGUUGUCGCAAGUGUAGUCGAUUACAUAGGGACUAGAUAUCCGAGCCGAUACCGACAAAAGCGCGAUAAAUUCAAGGAAGACUUCAAGACCACAGUAGCUGGUAAUGCCGCCAAAAAAGCUUCGAGGGAGAUUGUGAAGCCAGUAGAAAACUAAUAUGGUCCCGAUUCCUAAAUGUUUAACGAUUGCAUUUCAACUAAUAAGCGAUAUUAUUCAUACGUG